Molecule: messenger RNA, 1143 nt
Organism: Microsporum canis CBS 113480
Lineage: Eukaryota; Fungi; Ascomycota; Eurotiomycetes; Onygenales; Arthrodermataceae
Exons: 3
Coding region: 1-1143 (380 amino acids)
Molecular function (GO): nucleic acid binding
Source: RefSeq, a predicted model, not a curated record
AUGGCUGUCCAUCCAACACUCAGCGCCAGCCCGGCACCAGCUGGAUCAACGACGACGACAACGCAAGCACUCACGCCCCAGCAGGUCUUCGCGAUCUCGUCCUGGUCGGAGCAGGCCAUCGAGAGCCUGUCCCUCGAGUCCUCGCCGAUUCCGUAUCGCAAUUCGGCGCCGCUGACUAUCCCGCUGGACGACGACGUGCGGCAGCCAGCCUCCCCUACUCCGGUGCGAUUGGGCCGCAGUGUCCGCGUUGCAGACGGCGCUGCUGUAGCCACUGCUGAGCCGUCGACGUACCGACGCAGAGAGCCGUUGCGUCGCGAUAGUCUGAAGCGCCGCGAGUCGCUGCUCAAGGGCAAGGAAGGGAGUCGACGGCGACAGCGCUGGGAGAAUGACCGUCUGCUAAGUAACCCUUGGGCUCAACCUCCGUCAGCAAACGAUUGGCAGGUCCAACCUACGCAUCCUCGCCAUAACCCGGUUCCCUACUAUCUCGCCUCACUCUGGGACUCCCAUCAGGCCGCAAAGGAGCAGGCCCGGCGCAGGUCGAAGAGGAACCAAGACUCAUCUGACAAGAAGACCAAGAAGAAGAAGACGGAGGGGGAUGCUAAGAAGGCUCAUGCCAACGCCGAGCUGGAGAAGAUAUCCAAGGAGUUGCGGGCGAAGCUGAAGCACGCUCGUGCGGCGCGAGGUCUGGUGCAGGAGCUAGAGGAGGAGAUCAGGCUGUUUGUUCGAGAGUGGGUUGAGACACAGACCUGGCAUAGGUCUAGAGAGACGGAGAGCGAACGAUGCAGCGAUGACAGCGAGGACGGCGAUGACGAUGAAGUCGUCUUCACCGGCCGCAAGAUGCAGCAGUCUACUGUCCAGAAACAGCGGCCGUCUUCUUCUUUGCAUGCUUUGUCUGGUGAGAAGAUGGUCUUUGAGAGUCCGGCGGAGGAUCGAGCCGCUGGUUUCGGACGAUGGCUCGUCCACUCUCUGGCAUCCUACUACGGCCUACGCACCUGGUCAGUCACCGUGGGCAACCCUCCUCGCCGUGAAGCCUACGUGGGCAUCGACGAGUUCUCGCAGAACCUGCUACUUGCCGCUGGCCGGGGACUUUCAGACAACAAACCUGAUGGAAUCCUCCCCAGGCCUCUAUGGGUAUCAAUGUAG